GUCACGCUCUGGACCGGUGAAGCUCUCGGCAGGGAAGAAGAAGAGAAGAAAGGGAAAGUAGCAGAGAAGAGAGAGAGAGAGAGAGAGAGAAGUGAGGGAGGGAAAAGUGGUUGUUGUAUUCAGAUAGCCGUUGUAGGUUGUUACAGCCUGUCUUAUAUACACUUUGCCAUAUUUCCCUUUUGGUCCCUACAUUUCUGUUGCUUUUCUAUCUACCUCCAAACUACUUCUGUUUCUUUACAUUUC
Molecule: messenger RNA, 243 nt
Organism: Linum tenue
Lineage: Eukaryota; Viridiplantae; Streptophyta; Magnoliopsida; Malpighiales; Linaceae
Source: the annotation of a GenBank genome assembly